AUGUCUUCAGCCAAACUCGACUUCGAAAUGACGCCCGAGCUCGAAGUGAUCCUUCAGCGAGAACUUCGAGAACCAGGCACCUGGCUACAUCCUUCCAUGAAAUCCGAUACACAAAUGGAUGGUUUUAAGGUGGUUUACAAUGCGGAGAUGACGCUUCCCGAGCCCGAUGAUAAGAAUGGGCUUCUAGCAUGGCUUGGAGUUAACGAGGGCGCUUCCGAGAAAGUAUUAAAAUAUUACGAACGUCUUGUUGCCAAGAAUCCCGAUGGCCGUUUGUACCAAUAUAAAUCAGACACACCAGAAUCUAUCUUGGUUAAUCAUCUUUGCGCCAUCUUUCUUCUCGGUAGGGGCCAGGAAUGGGACUUCGAUGAAGCAGAAGACUUUGGUAUACAAUAUUUUCUGUUUUAUUACAUUUAA
Molecule: messenger RNA, 414 nt
Organism: Venustampulla echinocandica
Lineage: Eukaryota; Fungi; Ascomycota; Leotiomycetes; Helotiales; Pleuroascaceae
Exons: 1
Coding region: 1-414 (137 amino acids)
Source: RefSeq, a predicted model, not a curated record